AUGGAGGAAAUGGAGGUGGAAAAUCGGAAAGAUAUACGAAUAAUUUGUCCUAAUAACGGUGGUAUUGAGUCGGUAUGUUUUGUUGGAGAUCAUAUUCUUUACUUUAUGCGGCGAGUGCAAAUAUGUCCGUCGCCGCUGUGGUCUUCAUGUGCCAUUAACUCGACUCAUGCUGCCCUAGUAUCUCAUUCUGCUGCUUUAUAUGUAUUUAGCCUUGAAGAAUCGGCCGCAGUAUCAAAUCUUACUCUGGGAAUUGAUCAACGACUAUUUUCUGUCUGUAGCAGGAAGGAUAUUGCCGUCGGUGCUAUGGAUAGUGUCUAUGUUGUCAAAAAUAAUGCGGUUGCACAUAAGUUGGUGGUUCCAAGAAAGGAGAAACGCCUUCCCACGAUUGUGUGGAGCUGUUGUUUUUUCAACGACGUCGUUCUAGCUUGUGGCGAUUCUCGUGGUGUUGUGUCAUUCUGGAAUUCUCAAAAUGGAGCACUUUUGAAUGUGGCAAGUCAUCAGUCCGAAAUUCUUUGCUUGGUUCUAUGUGAAGGUCGCAUUCAUGCUGCUGGUGUUGAUCCUAGAAUAAUAAGAAAUGAUUUCCGCAUUGUACAGCAGCGCAAUGGACCCAUGAGAGAUGUCCGAGCAAUGGUUUAUGCUGCAGGGGAAGAUCAUGAAAUAUUUGUUGCGAAGAGUGGCUGUCAAGUUCUUGCAACCCAAAACCAUUACUUGACAUUCAGAAGCUCCUGUGUCUUGGAGGCUCAUUGGCAAUGUGUCGAGGGUACAAUUUCGUGGAUAUUUGGACGUGUGGAGCAGGCGAGCACACAACAUCUUCGGUCAUUUAAUGAGAUUUUAGAUGGAUGUGGCGGGGUUACUCAGCUUGCUGUGUCACCAUGUGGACGUUUUGUAGCAGUUCUAACCACAAGAUUGCAAGUUUUUGUUAUCGACAUCAAAACGAGUAAGUUUUUCUGCGAAUUGUAA
Haemonchus placei is the source of this 960-nucleotide messenger RNA. Lineage: Eukaryota; Metazoa; Nematoda; Chromadorea; Rhabditida; Trichostrongylidae. The record is from the annotation of a GenBank genome assembly.